GGUGGAGGCUCCUCUGGAGCCAAUCGCAGGGUGGAUGCGAAGUGGGAGGGCGGUGCGCACGAGCCACGCUUCCUUCCAUAAAUGAAGUAAAAACUGUGCAGCUUCCCCGCAUCGCGCUCAUACACACAUCUUAAUAUUAAAUCUUCGCUGGAAGACGCCUGAGAAGCCAUCAUGUCUGACAAGAAGGCCGUGAUAAAGAACGCAGACAUGUCUGAUGAAAUGCAGCAGGACGCUGUGGACUGUGCCAUGCAGGCCAUGGAGAAGUACAACAUCGAGAAGGACAUCGCCGCCUUUGUCAAAAAGGAGUUCGACAAGAAGUACAACCCCACAUGGCACUGCAUCGUCGGGAGGAACUUCGGCAGCUACGUGACGCACGAGACGAAGCAUUUCAUCUACUUCUACCUGGGUCAAGUGGCCAUUCUACUGUUCAAGUCAGGCUGAGACACCCCCCCCCACCCACCCCUCCCCGAAACUACUUUUAGUCCAGCUGUAAAUGCAUCUGUGCCACCGCCUCUCCAUGAUUUACUGCUUUCUUAGGUUGUUACUUUCUGCCACCUGCAACGCCACGUCCAGCUUUGGGUGGUGUGUCGAUCAUGCCUGGACUGGUGACGUGCCAUUCAUAGAAAACGCCAAUGUAGAACUACUCAUGCCAACAUUUGCACAUCUGUCAGAAUAGUUAUUAUUAUUAUUAUUAUUAUUAGUAUUAUUAUCAUGGCUCCUGAUUUCCAGAUAUUUCUGCUGUGUGGCGAUGCGGAUCCUGUACAUUAUUUCAUAUGUUGUGUAAUAACUUAAUUUCAUUGAAUUAAAUCAGAGCAACAGAGUUUUCGUUGAAAUGCCUUUAAUUUCCAGUGUCAGCUGAUAAAAGAAUGGGAAAGCCGAGACUGUUGCUUGACACUUAAUAAAGAAUGUUACAUGCUGAGAGAUUUAGGGUUUUGUACAUGCUUGAACAUUCCUGUUUACACUUGAGUUGUGAAUAUUUUACGAUGUUGCUGCUGUAUAUCUCUGGAAUGUAAUUGAGUGUGCGGUCUGGUAUUGUUUUCAACAUGUCAAGCACAAAACAACUUUGAGACAGUAAAUUGGUUCGAAAUGUGCACUGUA
This is a messenger RNA of Mugil cephalus (flathead mullet), 1098 nucleotides long. It is a transcript of the gene dynll2b, whose product is annotated as dynein, light chain, LC8-type 2b. Gene Ontology annotation, molecular function: dynein light intermediate chain binding; dynein intermediate chain binding. Lineage: Eukaryota; Metazoa; Chordata; Actinopteri; Mugiliformes; Mugilidae. The coding region runs from base 172 to 441 and encodes 89 amino acids. The transcript has 3 exons. Gene Ontology annotation, cellular component: cytoplasmic dynein complex. The record is from RefSeq and is a predicted model, not a curated record. Gene Ontology annotation, biological process: microtubule-based process; cilium assembly.